UGGGAUGGAGUAUUGCUCAUCCUCCUGCAAACAUGCACCUAAUUUCACUGACCAACACUAGUACUUCGAAUCACACACUACUCUCAUGUACGCUAGCAAUUAGCAAAUCGAUGGACCAAAAAUUUAACAAAACGUAUAACUAUGUGGAACAAAUCGAUAAGAACAGUGCAGCUAUGGAGGAAACGAUAAAGUUGCGGCAUCAGUUGACGAGCCUCGUUCUUGCUACCCUGCAGACAUGGAGGAAAUGUAUAAACAAGAUUGCAUAGCCACCAACUAGAGCAUUUUUUAGGGGAAAGGAAACGUAUAAACAAGAUUGCAUAGCCACCAACUAGAGCAUUUUUUAGGGGAAAGGAAACGUAUAAACAAGAUGGCAUAGCCACCAACUAGAGCAUUUUUUAGGGGGGAAAAACACAAGUGGUUACAAUGGAAGUGCAGCAUAGCUAGCUGAAGAGUGAAGAGCAACACUCCUGCUCUACCAUUGGGGCAAGAAAGCAUGGAGGAAGAGGAGGGGAGGAGGGGGAUCCCUGCCCUGCUGAGAUCGCCGUCAACGCCUGAAACUGAAGCUGCUUCUGCGCAUCAGGAACACAUCGCCUCUGAUAUUACCCAGCUUGUAGGAUGGACGCCACUGAUAGAGCUGAAGAGAAUCGCCGAGAAGGACCAGGUCAACGCCCGGAUCGUUGGCAAGCUGGAGUGGUACCAGCCGCUCUGCUCCGUCAAGGACCGCAGCGCUCUGAGGAUGAUUGAGGAUGCAGAGGGGAAAGGGCUGAUCUCACCUGGCACCACAACACUGAUCGAGCCGACGAGCGGCAAUAUGGGGAUAGGUCUGGCGUACAUCGCUUUGAUCAGAGGUUACAGGUUCGUUGCAGUCAUGCCUGCUGAGUAUUCACUUGACAAGCAGAUCUUGCUGAGGUAUCUGGGAGCAGAUGUGGUUUUAACUGAUCCUAUGCUUGGCUUUCAAGGACAACUUGACAAAGUGGAGCAGCUCAAGAAAGAUUUACCCAAUGUUCAUGUUCUUGAUCAGUUUGCAAAUGCAGCAAAUCCUGAAGCACACUUUGCAUGGACUGGACCUGAGAUUUGGAGGGAUACGGCUGGCAAAGUAGAUAUCUUUGUAGCUGGUUCGGGCACUGGAGGUACUGUCUCUGGUGUUGGCAAGUACUUGAAGAUGAAGAACCCAGCUGUGAAGGUCAUUUGUGUUGAGCCUGCAGAGAGUCCAGUUAUUUCAGGUGGCAAACCUUCCCGGCAUAAAAUUCAGGGAGUUGGCCCAGGAUUUGUACCCAAGAACUUAGACACCUCACUAAUUGAUGAGAUCAUUACAGUAACUGCAGAAGAUGCAAUGGCGAAUGCAAGGAGGCUGUCAAGGGAAGAGGGCCUGCUAGUUGGGAUAUCAUCUGGAGCAAAUUUGGCAGCCUGCUUGAAGGUGGCGUCAAGAGAAGAGAACCAAGACAAGAUGAUUGUCACUGUGUUUCCCAGCGGUGGCGAGAGAUACACGACCUCCGACCUCUUUGCUGCUGUAAGAGAGGAAUGCAUCGCCAUGACCUUCUGAUCUGGAUACUUGUGUACAUCCGUAGUGGUGGUCUAGUCUGGCAUGGAAGCAUGUGCGUUCCAUUUGUGUGUUUGUGUUUUUGAUCAGAAAUUCAGGAACCUUUACAGUGUGGAACUGUAGAUUGGCAUGCCUGUCUGCUUUCUACUUUUGCAGAUUGACAUGGAACUCUCAGUCACAAUUCUUCGGAAAAUACUACAUGGUCACUUAAACAUAUUAAUUUCCCUCAUAUUCCAAAAUUCA
Setaria italica (foxtail millet) is the source of this 1783-nucleotide messenger RNA. Its product is annotated as cysteine synthase. NCBI's taxonomy places the organism in Eukaryota, Viridiplantae, Streptophyta, Magnoliopsida, Poales, Poaceae. Gene Ontology annotation, molecular function: cysteine synthase activity. The transcript is spliced from 7 exons. Bases 494 to 1543 code for a protein of 349 amino acids. Gene Ontology annotation, cellular component: cytoplasm. The record is from RefSeq and is a predicted model, not a curated record.